This is a messenger RNA of Rhopalosiphum padi (bird cherry-oat aphid), 7497 nucleotides long. RefSeq names its product dynein axonemal heavy chain 10-like. Lineage: Eukaryota; Metazoa; Arthropoda; Insecta; Hemiptera; Aphididae. The transcript has 31 exons. Gene Ontology annotation, biological process: microtubule-based movement. Bases 154 to 7497 code for a protein of 2447 amino acids. Gene Ontology annotation, cellular component: dynein complex. Gene Ontology annotation, molecular function: minus-end-directed microtubule motor activity; ATP binding; dynein light intermediate chain binding. The record is from RefSeq and is a predicted model, not a curated record.
UCAAAGAAAAUAUCAUUACUAUAUAAAUUAUGUAAAGAUGGUCUUUCGAAUCCAUUGAACUUUACAUUUGAUUUAAGAUCAUUAAAACUAGUCAUUAAGACUGCCAGACAUUUACUAACCGAACAACCAGAGCUUGAAGAGAGUUUAGUAAUAAUGAAAAUAUUACGAGAUUUGAACUUGCCUAAAUUAAUUGAUAAAGAUAUCGCUUUAUUUUUGUCAUUUUUAUCUGACUUAUUUCCAAACGUCAAAUAUUUGAAAACAACAAAUGCUGAUUUUAUUAAAGCUAUAGAAAUGGCUUUGAAACGUGAAAAAUUUGUAAAAAUUGACACUCAGAUAGAAAAAAUUAUCGAAAUUAUGGAAAUGCUAGAAAAUAGGAAUUCAAUUGCAAUCAUGGGACCAACAAGUGGAGGAAAAUCUGUUAUAAUUAAUGUGCUAUGUGAAACUUUAAAUCAUUUAAAAAUAUCAACAAAACUUAUAACUCUAAACCCGAAAGCAUUUACUAAAUUAGAGUUAUACGGUUAUGUAGAUUCAAUAACAAAAUCCUGGAAUGAUGGAUUAUUAACAAAUAUUAUGCGAAACAUUAAUCAACCAAUUGUCCCUAAUAAUCAGUCUAACCAUUUUAUUUUGUUUGAUGGUGAUAUAGAUUCAAUAUGGGUUGAUGACUUGAACCCUGUCAUGGAUGAUAAUAGAAUGUUAACGUUAUCAAAUGGAGAAAAGAUUAGGAUAAAACCACAAUGUAAUUUGUUGUUUGAAGUUGGCCACUUAUCAUAUUCCGCUCCAUCUACUAUAGCCAGAAUGGGUAUAGUGUAUAUCGAUCCCAAUAAUCUUGGUUAUAUGCCGUUUUGGGUACGGUGGUUAGAACCACGAAGUUUAAUAGAGCAAACAGCAUUGGAUCAGUGUUUUCAAAAAUACGUACCCGUUUUGUUGAAUUUAAUUUUUGAAGAUGAAAACAGUUUGAACAAAUUAAUUCCGCUUAAGACUGCUGUUUCGCAAACUAGAUUAAAUAUGAUUACUCAACUUUGCUUUAUUUUGGAUACAAUAUUACCUUUAGUUUCAUCAGACAAUAAUGAUUCAAAUAAAGUUGGCCGUAAAAGAACUGCAAUGACUAGCAAUGAUAUUGCUAUUCCAUUGACAUCAAUGAUUUCGUUUGUGGCUGGUAUGGGAGUGUUAGAAGCCGUUUUUAUCCAAGCUCUAUACUUAUCACUUGGUGCGUUACUAACUGAUGUAACAUCUCGUCAUAUUUUUGAUGAAAACGUUAAAAAAUUAUCUGGUUUUGUAAAUAUUCCUAAUACUCACGAACGGUUAAAAAAACAAAAUUUGAAAUACAUACCUUCCGAUGAGCCUACUUGGUAUGACUACUAUUUAGAUUUUAAUACGUUGGAAUGGAUUUCGUGGAAAAAGGCAAUCCCAGAGUAUAUUCAUAACGAUACGAUUACAUUUAACGAUAUACUUGUUCCCACAGUGGAAUCUACAAGAUUGGUGUGGAUAUUAAAAUUAAUAAACGAAUAUUAUUUUAGAAGUGCAAUAUUUAAAAAGGUUAAACGCCCUACAAUUAUAAUUGGUGACAUGAGUUCUGGAAAAACAGCAACAAUGAAAUAUUUCAUACGUAAUCUUGAUCAAAAAUAUUAUAUUAAAAUGGCAUUAAAUUUAUCAGCUAGCACUUCGUCAUUAGAUGUUCAACAAAAUUUAGAAACAAAUUUGGAAAGGCAUUCUAGAAAAACAUACGGUCCACCAAUUGGGAAGCGAUUAGUUUAUUUUAUUGAUGAUUUAAAUUUGCCUCAAAUGGAUGGAUGUGGCACACAACAACCUAUUGCGUUAUUGAAAAGUAUAUUUGAUAAACAAGGAAUGUACGAUAGACACAAAUGUUUCGAUUGGAAAGAGCUUGUGGAUAUAUGUUUUUUCGCAGCUAUGAAUCAUAUAGGAGGUGGUCGGAAUGAAUUAGAUACACGGUUUUUGUCACUAUGUUCAGUUUUUUCAUUACCGUUUCCAUCUGAUGAUACAAUUCAAUAUAUUUUCAAUUCAAUUUUAUCAGGACAUACCAAGUCCUUUACGGAGAACAUAAAAUCUGCAGUUCAUAAUAUUAUAAAUAUGACAGUAAAUUUAUAUAAAUUGGUACUUAAAAACCUUCAUCAAACACCAGAAAAAUUCAUUUAUGUAUUUAAUUUGUGUCACAUAAGUUUUAUCGUUAAUGGUAUGACCCGCAUAUUGCCCAAUACAUUUACGACUACAGAGUCCUUUGUACGAGUUUGGAGGAACGAGUUCACCAGAGUGAUAUGUGAUCGAUUAAUUUAUCAACAAGAUCGAGAAAUGAUUGAACGUCAUCUUACUCAAGAAUUAGAAUCGUAUUUUCCUUUACAAAUGGAAUAUGUUCUUAGAGAUCCUCUUUUGUUCGGUGACUGUAGAAAUGCUAUUAGUGCGAACAAUCAAAUACGAAUAUAUGAGGAUUUAAUAGAUUAUGAUUCUGUAUUUUAUUUAUUUCAAGAAAUACUUUUAGAAUAUAAAAAAUAUCAUGGUUUAUUAGAUAUGAUACUUUUCAAUGAUGCAUUAGAUCAUUUAAUAAGAAUUUAUCGUAUGCUUAGAAUAGAUAGAGGACAUGUUUUGUUGGUCGGUUCUAGUGGAAAUGGGAAAAAAUCACUUUCUAAGUUAGCUGCAUUCACAUCUGGCUAUGAAAUAUUUAUAAAUAAUUCAUUUCAUUCAAAAAAAAAUUUGAAAAUGAAUGAAUUAAAGUUUAAACAAGAUUUGAAAAAUAUAUUUUUAAAUGUAGGAGUAAAAAACCAGCCUACUGUUUUUAUAGUUGACAAAGUUGAUGUUAUUGAAGAAGGAAUUUUAGAAUUUAUCAAUAAUAUAUUAACGAAUGGUUUUGUGCCUUCAUUAUACUUAGAUAAAAAAGAGAAUUUAGAAAUCGUCCAGCGUCUUAAAGAAAUAAAUAUUAACACAUCGAGUGAACUCACUACAAACAUUUGUUGGGAAAUAUUCUUGAAAAAUUGUCUGAAUAAUCUUCAUAUUGUGCUGUUAAUGUCGCCUGGAAACAACCUUAGAUUGAUAUUUCGAAAUUACCCUGGAUUCGUGAAUAAAACUUAUGUUGACUGGAUUAAUAAAUGGCCCGUGGAGGCAUUAAAUGCUGUGGUGGAAAAAGUGUUGAUAAAUGAUCAAAUUAUUUCAGAUGUUUACGUUAAUAAUGUAAUAAAGCAAAGUGUUUAUAUGCAUAAAUCUGCAGAAGUCUAUGCGAAAACAUUUUUUAAGCAUACAAAUCGAAAGAUUUAUUUCACAUUGAAACACUUAGUAGACUGUACUCAAACUUAUAAGAAGUUAGUUAAAAAAAAAUCGAGUUUAUCACUUAUUAAGUCUCAACAAAUCCAGAGUGGAUUAGAAAAAAUAGAAGAGAGCACUUUAGAACUUGAUAGGAUAAAUGAUACAUUACUUGAGCAAGACUUAUCUAUAAUACAUAAGAACGUUAUGUGUCAAGACUUUAUAAAACAAAUUAAUGAAACUCGUAUACUUGUAGAAGAAAUAAAAUCUAUCGUGAAUAAUAAUACUGAAAAAUUAAAUUUAAAAAAUGAACAAAUUUUAAACACAAAAAAACAAAUGAAAGAGUUAAUUGAUAAAACAUUACCUGUUUUAAGUACUACUAAAACUUUAUUGAAUGAAAUUAAUUCAGAUGAUUUAACAGAAUUAAAAUCUCUAGACACACCAUCUGAAUCAGUUAUGACUUUACUUGAAUGUGUAGCUAUUUUAAAAGGUCUUAAAGAUAUGAAUACAUGGAAAAGUUUAAGUGAUAUGAUUGAAGAUCCAAAUUUUCUAAAUAAUUUACAAGAAUUGGACGCAAAUAAAAUUAAUCAAAGACAGCAAACUCAAGUACGAACAAAGUUAAAAUUUUUGAAAAAAACAAUUGAUAUUCAAACUAUUAGCAAAGUGGAAUGUAGCUUAUUAAAUAUUAUUGAGUCUAUUUUAAAAUACUGUCACAUUUAUCAAGACAUUAUACCAUUAAAAAGUAAAAUAAAUAAAUUUGAGAAAGAUUAUCUUAACUCUACUUUAAAACUAAAAGAACACGAAGAUAGUUUAGAAAAUACUCUAUGCACUAUAUCAAAUUUAGAAAAAUCUUUAGAUGACAUAUCUAAGGAAAAUAUUGAACUUAAAAAGGAAAAUUGUAAAUUGAAAAUUAAAUUUGAAUAUGCUGACAAGGUUAUAAAAGGACUAAAAUCUGUAAACGAAAGAUGGAUUAAAGAUUUAGAAAAUCAAACCAUAAUAAAAAAUAAAAUAAUUGGUAAUAGUUUACUGAAUGCUUCAUUUUUAGUCUAUGCUGGUCCAUUUUCAUUAGAAUAUCGUGAAAAAAUAAUUUUUAAUGAUUGGUACAAUCAUAUUAUUGAUUUGGGAUUACCAAUUGACUUGAACAUUGAACUAGAAAAAGAACUAAUUGAUGAAAAAGUGAUAUAUGAUUUAAUUUCAAAUUGUUUGCCUUGUGACAAAUAUACAAUUCAAAAUGGAAUAUUGAUGACUCAAUCUAAUCGAUAUCCUCUUUGUAUUGACCCACAUAAUCAAGGAUUGAAUUGGAUUAAAAACCAUGAAAAAAAUAAUUCAUUAAAAAUUCUUUCAUUUGGUGAUAACGAUUAUUUUGUGCAUUUUAAAAAUGCUUUGCAAUAUGGACAACCAGUAGUUUUUAUCGAUUUUGAAAACAUAAAUUUAGAUAUAAAAGAUUUAUUAAAUAAAAAUAUACAAUCGGAAUCAUUUGAUUCUGAAUUAAUUGAGAUUGAUGAUAAAAAAUAUAAGUUCAAUAAAAACUUCAGAUUAUACUUGAUGACUAAACAAACUAAUCCAAAAAUUACAACAUCUAUUUAUUCCAAUAUGACUGUAAUAAAUUGUGCUAUCACACAAGAAGGAUUGGAAGGUCAACUACUAAAUUUGGUGAUAAAACAUGAAAUAAAAGAACUAGAAGAUAAGAAAGAAUUAAUUGUAAAAAAUAUAUAUCAAAAUAAGGAAGCACUUGAAGAAUUUAAAAAUUCGUUUAUAAAAGAAAUCAUAAAUUGCACCGAACCUUUGAUUGAUAAUCCACAUCUUUUAAAUAAACUCGAAGAUAUAAAAUUAAAAAUUAAUUUAUGUUCUACGGAAUUAAAAUCGUCUAUUGAAUCAAUGUCUUUAGUUGAUCAGUCUAGGGAUGUUUAUAAAUCUGUUUCACAAAAAGGAACUUUAUUUUAUAUGUCUCUUUCUGGAUUAAAAGAAAUCGACCCUUUGUAUCAAUUUUCAAUACAGUCGUUCAUGAAAUUGUUUUUGAAUUCAAUUGAUUCAGCAAAAAAAGAUGAAAAUCUAUUGAACAGGAUAUCAAAUAUUAUUUCUCAACUUACAAAUGAUGUUUACGAAUUUAGUAAUAUCAGUAUUUAUGAAAAACACAACUUAUUAUUUUUAUUUCAAAUAGCGUGUACGUUAGAUAGAGAUGCAGGACGGUUAUUGAAUUCUGAAUUAAUAUUCUUCAUCAAAGGUAAAAUUAUAGACUCUGAAAAUGUUACAAUGAAAAACCCAACAACAUGGUUAUCGAAUAAAUGUUGGCAAAAUGUUGUUAAUUUAAGCACGAGCUUUAAAAAUUUCUCGAAUUUGACUGAACAUAUUUGUAAUAACACCGUCAGUUGGAAAGAGUGGUUUUAUUCAGAAUAUCCAGAAUCUGAAAAUACAAUACCUAUCAAAAUAAAUAAAUAUUUUGAAGUCUUAAUGCUAAUAAGAUGUUUUCGAACUGAUCGAGUGUAUCAAUCUGUUGAAAAUUACGUUUAUAAAAUGGUUGAAGUAAAUCAUGAGAAGUGCAUCAAUAACAAAAAUACAAAUCUAGAAAAUAUACAUAAAAAAUUUUCAAAUUUAACACCAUGUAUUUUAAUAUUAAAUAAUGGAUCUGAUCCAAUGAAGGAUGUGACUAAUCUUGCAGAAAAAAAUGAUAUAACUGGUCCAACGUACAAGGUUCUUUCAUUAGGAACUUUCAAUGAAGACGUUAUUUAUUCAGCUUUGAAAUCCGCAAUGUACCGCGGAAAUUGGUUGAUUGUACAAAACUGUAAUUUUUCUGUUCAUUUUCUAUACGAAACUGAAUAUAUAUUAGAACAAUCAAAUGAAAGUUGGCAUCCAAACUUUAGAUUAUGGUUAAUAUUUAAUGGAGAUUCAUUAUCGAGUGAUUCAUUUCCAAUAUCUCUUUUGCUCAGGACAUUAAAAGUUAUCAUUGAACCUUCGAAUCAUAUGAGGAUAAGUAUGCAGAAAGCUUUAGAUAAUUUUGAUUUUGACGAUCAAGAAGAUAAAAAUCAACAUCCUGCUUUCAAAUCAUUACUAUAUGCAUUACUAUUUUUCCACGGAAUAUUAUUAGAACGUAAAAAGUACAAUCAAUUUGGAUGGAGUAUACCAUAUAAUUUUGAAUAUUCUGAUUAUGAUAUGUGUCAAUUAAUAAUUACUAUCUUUUUGAAAAAAAGUGUACAAAAUGAAAUACCUUGGACUACAUUUAAAUAUUUAAUCGGUGAAAUCAUAUACGGAGGAAAAGUAAUCGAUAACUAUGACCGCCAAAUUCUUUUGACUUACGUGGAUGAAUAUUUUGGUGAUUUCAUAUAUAGCUCUUACCAACCGUUCAGCUUUUAUAACUGCAAAGAUUGUUAUAAGCCAAUGAAAUACAUAGAGGUAGAAAGAAAACUAUUUGAAAGUAAUAAACACAGUUUAAAAGAAGUAGUAAAUGAAUUACCAUUGUCUAUUAACCCGGAAGUUUGCGGAUUGAAUUCAAAUGUUUUAUUUGAAUACCACAAUAAUUUGGUUAGACUUUUGUGGACAGACAUGAUAAAGUUAUAUCCAAGUGUUGAUAUAGCUUAUGAUGAAAUUACUGAUCGGGAUAAAGUUGUAUUUCUGGGAAAAGUGGAAAUGAAUUCGAUGUUAGAAGAAGUUUCAAUGUGUUUAUACGCCGGUCGCGUUCCAGGUUGCUGGAGCAAAUUAUCACCACCGUCGGUUAAAUCAUUGUCAGGUUAUAUUGAACACCUUACAAAACGCACACUUCAAUAUUCGAAUUGGAGCCAAAUUAGAGAACCUUUAGUCAUGUGGUUGUCAGGGUUACACUCACCAAAAUCAUACCUCACAUCUUUGAUACAAUUAGCAUGUAGAAAAUACGGUUGGUCAAUUGAACACAGUAUGCUUUAUACAUCUGUUACUCAAUGGACUUGUGAAAGCGAAGUCCAACGAGAACCAGACGCUGGAUGUUACAUCACCGGAUUAUAUUUAGAAGGUGCACGUUGGGAUAUGGACAAACGAUGUUUGACAGAAUGUACUUUUCAAAAUACAUUUGAAAAGUUGCCGAUUUUGGCUAUUAUCCCUAUUGAAACUCGCUUGCUAAAAUUACCCAAGAGUUCAAUUACCAUACCGAUUUAUGUGACUUCGAAACGAGGAAAUUCGAUGACUGAUAAUUGUGUGUUUCAAGCCAAUUUAAAUACACUGCUGCAUAAGAGUUUUUGGAUUUUACGAGGGGUUUGCGUUGUUAUGAAUACAGAUUAA